UUUUAGGUGCCAUUCAAAAACAAAGAAGAAGAAGCAGAAGCAGGAAGCAAAUUGUGUAUUGUGCUAAAACUCAAUCAUUUUAAACAGUGCGACAUUUCUCAGAGACUCCCGUUAAAAAACCCUUUGUUGGUUUCGUCGGUUAGACGGGGAGCGGGGUGUCCGGAGAAUGGCCAGUGAAACUGCGGUGGUCACUGUUCGUCUUGUGAGGUCCUUUGAGCACAGGAACUUCAAACCUGUCGUGUAUCACGGAGUUAGAUUAGACCAAACGGUGGAGGAAUUCGUGCAGUUCAUCAGGGACGAUGUGGCAACAAGACCAGGACUUCCUCCUCCUUUCCGGAAACAUGCUUAUGACACAAUGAAGAUUAUCCACCAAGCUCAUGGAGCAAAGACUAACGAGUUGGUCAUGAGCUUAGAUGAUGAUGAAAAGCUGAUUCUACACAAUGGCCAGACCCUUAGCGCUGCUGGCGUUGCUAACGAAACAGAACUGGCCUUCUUCAGGAAAGAAGACUAUGGUCUCUAUAAAGCAAACCCCAAAACAGCCUGGUGACCACAGUGUUUCACAUUUGUAGAGGACUUUCCUAAAAGAUGGAGGAUAAAUAUCAGGCAUGCCACAAACAAUACUGAUUAUUAAAAUAAAACAAAACAAUAAGAGUGCCGUUAAGCUUAGGUUCUUUGUUUGCUUUUAAUAUUUAUUUAUUUUUUUUCAAGCUGAUGCCUAAGUAUCAGUGGUAUGCCUGUGUAUUUUUAUUUUUGAACCUUUUUCUUUCAUUAAUUCAGAAAAUGUUUUUGUUUUAAAAUUGCUGAAUAAAGACUGGUUUUAAAAUGU
Messenger RNA from Mugil cephalus (flathead mullet), 826 nucleotides. It is a transcript of the gene c12h2orf76, whose product is annotated as chromosome 12 C2orf76 homolog. NCBI's taxonomy places the organism in Eukaryota, Metazoa, Chordata, Actinopteri, Mugiliformes, Mugilidae. The record is from RefSeq and is a predicted model, not a curated record. The transcript is spliced from 5 exons. The coding region runs from base 167 to 547 and encodes 126 amino acids.